AUGUCCUACAACAACCCAACCCAGAUCUUCGCCGACGACGUGACGGAGGAGAAGGGUGAGAAUGCGCGUCUAUCAGCUUUCGUAGGCGCUAUAGCUGUGGGAGACUUGGUGAAGAGCACGCUGGGACCGAAGGGCAUGGACAAGAUAUUACAAUCUGCGUCAACCGGCGAGAUCAUGGUCACAAACGACGGUGCAACUAUCCUAAAAUCUAUCGCUCUCGACAACGCUGCCGCAAAAGUCCUGGUCAACAUCUCGAAAGUGCAGGACGACGAGGUUGGAGACGGAACUACAUCAGUCGCAGUCCUGGCAGCAGAGUUACUGCGGGAAGCCGAAAAGCUGGUAGACCAGAAGAUACACCCUCAGACGAUCAUCGAGGGCUACCGAAUAGCAAGCCGGGCGGCACUACAAACUCUAGAAAAGUCGGCCGUGGACCACAGCAGCGAUAAGAAGGCGUUCCGGGAAGAUCUCACAGCGAUUGCGCGGACGACACUGAGCUCGAAGGUGCUGAGUCAAGAUCGCGACUACUUUGCGAAUCUGGCAGUUGAUGCUGUGCUAAGGAUGCAGGGCUCGACAGACUUGACGCACAUCCAGAUCAUCAAGAAAGCAGGCGGAAAGCUGAGGGACUCGUAUCUAGACGAGGGCUUUAUCCUCGACAAGAAGUUCGGCGUCAACCAGCCGAAGCGGAUAGAGAACGCGAAGAUUCUUAUUGCUAACACGGCGAUGGACACAGACAAGAUCAAGAUCUUUGGUGCGCGGGUUAAGGUCGAUUCGACGGGCAAGCUAGCAGAGCUGGAAAAGGCAGAGCGGGAGAAGAUGAAGGCCAAGGUGGAGCGAAUCAAGGCGCACGGCAUCAAUUGCUUCGUCAACCGACAGCUCAUCUACAACUGGCCCGAGCAGCUGUUCGCCGACGCGGGAAUCUGCUCCAUCGAGCACGCGGAUUUCGACGGCGUUGAGCGAUUAGCGCUCGUUACGGGCGGCGAGAUCACAUCAACCUUCGAUCACCCCGAAAGCGUCAAGCUCGGCCACUGCGACCUGAUUGAAGAGGUCAUCAUCGGCGAAGACACGCUCAUCAGAUUCUCCGGCGUUGCAGCUGGCAAGGCGUGUACAGUUGUGUUGCGUGGCGCGACAGAGCAGCUCCUGGACGAGGCGGAGAGGUCUCUGCAUGAUGCCCUCGCCGUGCUUUCCCAGACCGUCAAGGAGCCGAAGACGACGCUCGGUGGCGGCUGCGCAGAGAUGCUGAUGGCCAAGGCUGUCGACCAGGCAUCACAGAACGUAGCAGGCAAGAAAGCGCUGGCGGUUGACGCUUUCGCGAAAGCACUGCGGCAAUUACCUACCAUUCUAGCAGAUAACGCUGGGUUUGAUUCAAGUGAUCUGGUGGCGAGGUUGCGAAAGGCAGUCUAUUCUGGCAUGACGAGCUCUGGGUUGGAUCUGAUGACGCCAGGCGGUGGUAUCGCCGACAUGAGGGAACUCGGUGUAAUAGAGAGCUACAAGCUGAAGCGCGCCGUGGUGUCUUCGGCUUCGGAAGCGGCAGAACUGCUCUUACGGGUCGACAACAUCAUCCGUAGCGCGCCUCGGAGACGCGAACGAAUGUGA
Coniosporium apollinis CBS 100218 is the source of this 1593-nucleotide messenger RNA. Its product is annotated as T-complex protein 1 subunit beta. The transcript has 4 exons. Gene Ontology annotation, biological process: protein folding. Gene Ontology annotation, molecular function: ATP binding; ATP-dependent protein folding chaperone; ATP hydrolysis activity. Bases 1 to 1593 code for a protein of 530 amino acids. The record is from RefSeq and is a predicted model, not a curated record. Gene Ontology annotation, cellular component: chaperonin-containing T-complex; cytosol. Lineage: Eukaryota; Fungi; Ascomycota; Dothideomycetes.